UCUGCGCCCGCCCCGAAUCAGCGGUUCUCCACGCACCCAGCCUUCAGCGAGACGUGCCGCGCACCGACGGAGCGGACAUGGGCAGAGCGAUGGUGGCCAGGCUCGGACUGGGGCUGCUGCUUCUGGUGCUGCUCCUACCCGCGCAGAUUUGUUCAGCUAACACUACUACUGUAAACACACUUUCAAGUAACUUCUCCCAGAGUACCUCGGCUGCCCCAAAUACAACUAGUGUCACCGCCAAGUCAGGUAGCGGUGCUCUGCAGUCAACAGCCAGUCUCUUCGUGAUCUCCUUCUCCCUUCUACGUCUCUACUGUUAAGAGACUCAGGCCAAGAAACAUCUGUACUUCUCCAUCUUCUAAACCCAAUCCAAAUGGCAUCUAGAUGUCCAGUGUGGCAAGGGAAAAAACAGGUCUUCAUCAAAUCGGCUAAUUCCACACCUCAUUUUAUUGACCCAGAAAAUGUUGAGGAUCCCAAAUUUGAUUGGCUUGAAGAGCAUGUGAAAGGUUUGACUAGAGGAUGAAUGCCAGUAUUAAAUCUGCUGGAGUUUCACGUACAAGAUGAAGAGAGACAACCUCCAAAAAUUUUAAGAGAUGAUUUCCUGAAAUGUGGCUUAAGAAAUAUAGACUCAUAAAACUCUACCUUGAAAAUAAGAAUAGAUUUUAUCUUAUCUAAAGAUCAAGGAUGGGAUGUGGAACAGAGAUUCAGUUUUCAUUUGGUUCUUUAAACCUAUGAGGCCAUAAAACAGGUAAUAUAAAAAGCUUCCAUGAUUCUAUUUGUGUGUUCAUUAGAAGGAACUUCCAGGUGUUACUGUAAAUCCUCAAUGUAUUGUUUCAACAGUACUAAUUUAAUGCCGAUGUACUCUAGAUAAAGUUUUAUAUUGUUAAGCUAUCACUGUUCUCUUGAGAACUGAACUCUUUUUUCCUCUGAGACUUUGGAUUUGACAUUGUAUUUGACUUUAUGUAGUAAUUGGCAUGUGCCAGAAUAAUGAUGGAUUGGAAUCUACCCUAAAUCCAAGCAUAAUGAGUAAAUUUUGCUUAUGUACUAAUCACCCAUAUUCAACAAGAGCGCCAGAUUCGUUUAACUGAACUGAUUCCAAAUAGAAGUGCAUUGACCUCAACUAGUUUCAAAAUGCUUUCUAUUUCAGCCUAUGUCGAAUACUUUUUACAAUUUAAAAAGUGGUCUGUUUUGAAGGUAAAAUUGACAAAUCUUGAAAUUAAAAAGGCAAAUAUGUGAAGGAGCUGAAACUGUAAAUCAAGUAUUUUAGAAGUGAAGACUGGAAGCUAACUUUCAUUAAAUUCGGAAAAACUUUUAUACUCUUUCUGUAAAUACUUUUUUUAAAAACUAUGAAUCAGAAUAGCCACAUUUGGAACACUUUCUGUUAUCAGUCAAUAUUUUUAGAGAGUUAGAACCUGGUCCUAAGCCUAAAGUGGGCUUGAUUCUGGAAAGUAAAUCUUUUCACAACUGCCUCGAUGCACAAAAACCUUUUUAAAAAUAGACACUCCCUAAAGUCUUUUGUUCGCAUGGUCGCACACUGAUGCUUAGAUGUUGCUGUGUGUGAUAUGACCACAGUAGUCUUGAUAACCAGUCAUUUUUUUUUCCAUCUUUAGAAACCUACACCAGAACAACAAUAUCCAACAGAUCUCAAGCUACUGUGUGUGUGAAUGAACAUUCCCUUUU
Messenger RNA from Diceros bicornis minor, 1677 nucleotides. RefSeq names its product CD24 molecule (gene CD24). The transcript has a single exon. NCBI's taxonomy places the organism in Eukaryota, Metazoa, Chordata, Mammalia, Perissodactyla, Rhinocerotidae. Gene Ontology annotation, cellular component: external side of plasma membrane. The record is from RefSeq and is a predicted model, not a curated record. Gene Ontology annotation, biological process: cell adhesion. The coding region runs from base 78 to 317 and encodes 79 amino acids.